UGCUAUAGUCGCUGGCGACUCCUUUGUUUUGACGGCAAGUAUUCUUUACGUGACGAGCAUAAUCAAUUCAACGAGAAAAGCUGUGCUGAGAGGGAGCGGAGAGCUUUUUUCCAUGACGUCGGCGACAGUGCGUCUGCUUGCGAUUAGUCAUCGUCGAAUCGUCGUAUAGUGUGUCGUGUCGAUAAGCAGCCAGGGAGACUUGACACUGCCGAAAGAAGAGGGACAUGAGGAGUAGUAGUAGUAGCGAGUCGACCGUGAGUGCGUGAUGAGUGUAUUGCUGCUGUUAUUGGGACUGGGAGUGUGCCUUUUGGCAGGUCACUGCCAUGGAGCUGCCACUGACAUCGAACUUGAUGCCAAGGCACAGUAUCUUCACAGACUCGACAGUCUCAAUUUGUUGCUGUAUACUUUUCUUCUCAUCGCAACUGUGCUUACUGUCUGGACUUUCAAGCACAGGAGGCUAAGGUUCUUGCACGAGACUGGCCUUGCUGUUAUUUAUGGUCUUGUGGUGGGUGCGAUAAUCCGCAAUGGCUUCUCGUCUAGCAAUACGAUACAGCGUCUGCCGGUUGUGCCUGCAGCAGUUUACACUGAGUCGAUACCACCGGACCUACUGUUAUUUCAGUUACACGAGAAUACCACAAGUGGUAUCAAAAAUAAGACUUUCGCUUACUUGUUCAGGGGCGAGAUUUUCAAACAAGAUAGCGUAAUCGACAAGAAGGCCACCUUCGACCCAGAAAUAUUUUUCAACAUCAUCUUGCCACCCAUUAUCUUCCAUGCUGGGUAUAGCUUGAAGAGGAAAUACUUCUUUCGUAAUCUCGGCGCAAUUCUGAUGUACGCAUUGGUAGGUACAACGCUGUCGUCUUUCGCCAUUGGGACGUUGCUCUACGCUUUUAUACAAUUGAUGCCGAAGCUAUCGACCUCUAUUGGCUUUUUGGAUACACUAUAUUUCGGUGCACUAAUUUCACCUACGGAUCCACUUACAAUUAUUUCGAUUUUCAACGAUCUACAUGUCGAUGUAAAUCUGUAUGCUUUGGUAUUUGGUGAAAGUGUGCUCAAUGAUGCGGUUGCUAUUGUACUUAGUGGUGCGAUCCAGAACUAUGGUGAGCGUUAUGUGACGCACGUGGGUUCAAAUAGUUUCGAGACCGUGGCGUUUUUCCAAGCACUCGGUGAUUUUGUCGGCAUUUUUAGUUUGUCACUCUUCAUCGGUGCUACGAUGGGUUGCAUCACAGCACUACUCACGAAGUUCACGAGGGUGCGUGACUUUCCGCUACUCGAGUCUGCAUUGUUCGUCCUUAUGUCUUAUAGCACUUUUUUGAUUGCCGAGGCUUCCGAUCUCACAGGUGUUGUUGCUGUUCUGUUCUGUGGGAUAUGCCAAGCACAUUAUACAUACAAUAAUUUAAGUUCCGGUUCUCGAAUGAGAACGAAGCAGCUUUUUGAGCUGCUUAACUUUUUAGCUGAGAAUUUCAUUUUCACCUACAUUGGUGUGUCAAUGUUCACGUUUCCCAAGCAUCACUUUGACUUUGGCUUUAUCUUAGCAGGAUUUUUCUGCGCAAUGUUAGGCAGGGCGGUAAACGUAUAUCCCUUAUCAGCGUUACUGAACCUUGGGCGUAAGCCAAAGAUCCCGAUGAACUUUCAACACAUGUUGUUCUUUGCUGGUCUUCGCGGAGCAAUGAGUUUCGCUCUUGCUAUUAGAAAUACCGUCUCUGAAGCGAGACAAGCUAUGCUUACCACUACCAGUCUUAUCGUUAUACUUACGGUUAUCUUCCAAGGGGGCAUGGCAUCGCAGUUUCUUAAUUGGUUCAAUAUACCAGUUGGAGUCGACGAAGAAGUAGAAGUAUUAUCACACAAUGGAGUUCGAAGUAGGUAUAACUCUAUGGACACCGCUGGGUCUGGUGGCGAAGGUGGCUUUGGCGAACUGGAAUUGCAUCGGGAAAGAAGUUCUCCGUAUAAUUCUAUGCAGGACGGCUCAUCAAGCGGCAGCGCAGCAAAAAGCAAUGAGAAGGCAUUGCUUGCGAGAAUUUGGGGUAACUUCGACACGAGGUUUAUGAAACCAUUACUCACGCACUCAAGACCCACGUUAUUAGAGACUUUACCCGUUUGCUGCACACCUGUGGCAAGACUGCUUACUACUACGCAGCAAAUGACCCAGGAUGACAUGGGCCAUAAAAUCGAUUCAGAUUCGGAUCUAUGCCUGAACGAUUCAGAAUUGGAGAGGCGACGCCGUACAAAUGGUCAGCCGGUGAGUUACCAUCAGCCCACUCUCAACUACACUGUUAAUCCGUGCUAUCAGCCUAAUGCUCCUGGUCCGGAGUCUAACGCCAACGCUACCGUUAGGGCUGACGAGCCUUAUGUCAUUCUCAACCUUAACAGGCAUUAAAAACUUGUCGCAUAACCUUCCCUAUUUUUAACAACUCAUACACACGCUAUUUUAUAAUCGUUUUUGCCACUAAUGCAACCAUCUCACGCAAAACGGUAUUUUUUUUUAUUUUAAUGGAUAUUAUUAUUAUUAUUAAUAUUAUAACCAUUUAUUCUUCUCUUUAUUUUAUCUUAAUGUAUUUUUACCUACUAUACGAAUGGGCCUUACUUUUUGAUGUAAUCAGAGUUGAGCAUAGAAUGGUCUUCUGAUUGAAAAUGUUUUUGGCCUUCAAGAGUAUCACGCUAGUCAGUAAAAAUAUUUUUGUGAAAUAUAAUUAUAACAUACUAUUGACGUUUUCAAUCAGCAAGGUCAGAUUAAUUACAAUUACAUUACAACAUUCGUAAUUCUUGUAUUUAUCUGUACACGUGAAUUGAAACAGAUCAGACUAGCGCUAUUCGAUUUAACUUUCGGUUGCUUGCGCAACAUAUUUUUUUUGCUCAGCUCUGAAUUGAAAAAAUUGUAGCUUUGUAAAAAAAAAGCCGGUUUUUUUCUUGCAAAGCUGACAAUUUAUUUGAAUGCACAUCAAACUAUACUAAUAACAUAACAAUACUUAAUACGUAUUAUUUUGAACAAAUAUGUAUUGCCAAAGAUAAACGCAGGUACAAUUUUUCGUGUCGUGUGACUAAGAACAAUACGAAGAAAAAAUAACGACAGAAAAAAAAUAUAUAUACAAAUAGUAUAUUUAAAAAAAAACUGUACAAAAAAAUGAUGCGUGAGUGUAUUCGUGUUCAACGAUCAAAGCUGUGAUGAAAAGAUUACACUUGUAAAUAUCGUGCGAAGUGCUGCUCGUUGUUGCUACUGUAUUUAUCGUGCAAGUGAUGUAUAUAUUACAGAAACGUCUGUUUUUUUUUCUUUGAUGUGCGGUAGUAUCCUACCCCACCGAGUGACGGUGAUAUAGUCAGUACUUAUAUUUCUACUAAUCAAUUAACACCACUAUUAAACAGAUAACAAAAUCGUGCAUUGAGGCAUUGCUGCGAUGUUAGUAGCAGUAUCUUUCGCUUUUUACCAAAUGAGUACGUCGCUUGUUGUGAUGUAGAUAUUUUUUUUACAAAGUGCGAAUAAUUUCACUUUAUUAUUGACUUCUUAAUAAAAUAUAGUGCAUGGCAUGCGCGAACAAGUGUGUAUCAAUUAAUCAAUGCCAAGACAACAGAAAAUUCGACCUACUUUGAUUAAUCUUUUUCAAUAUCUCAUUUAACACAAAAACGGAAACUUGAAAAUUAUGUUUAAUGUCUGUUGACGAAAAAAAAGGUUCAAAAGCUUUAUAAAAUUAGCGUGCUUUGAUAUUUUGUUUGGCCAUAAAGAGAAUUCAGAUGUUAUAUACCUGACUAAAUCGGUCCUUUGGACUUUGUUUAGGACAAAAUGCACGUGACCAUUGACGAGGAGCUUGCUGGAAGUUUCAUCGCCGAAGAAGGAUAUAUCCCGUUGCGAACGCUAUAAAUCUUAUAUGAUAUACUUGUAACGAAGAAUUCGAACGUAACUGUGAUCUUUUUUUUCUAUCUUUCGUAUAAAGACUUCUCGUGACAACAGUGACUGACGAGAAUCUCAGACUAAGAUAUUAAGCAUAAUUUUCCGCCGUGUAGUGUGCUACAUCCAUCACAUAGUUUACUUGUUUUCAUGUGAAUUUUUAAGUUUUUCACGCUACCUAUGUCUAUUCUUCUUCUUUUGUAUUGUUAGAGCGAUAGCGAUAUGCUUCUGCAUGAUUCUGCAACGGAGCCGCUCUUGAUGGAUUGGUGAGCAUUCGUAGUUCGACCCGAGUUCCUCCAGUGAUUUUCAAGUUCCGUUUAGUUCUAAUUUGUUUUUGCUUUUUAUCUAAUCGACUUGGAAGUAGCUAACUUUAAUUGUACAAACUGUUUUAUUCUGCUGAGGGAGCCUUCGCUAAUUUUCUUUUCAUCGGCACUCGUUCAUGACGUUUCACAUUUCCUUCGAUAUGGUUCCAAUAAGAUACUGCAUUAAAGAAAAUCUAGUAUAUCCUACUUUUAUUGUCACCAGUCAGUUUUUAAAUCGAAUAAUUUUUAAAAGUUAGUAAAGGCUUGCUUUGACAAUUAAUUUUAAUGACUCAAUUUGAUAUUGGCGAUUUUGUGAUCGCGAAAAGAAAAGAAAAAUAAUAUAACCUAACUAUAUAAAUAGUUAAGUUUGUAAAAUCACAUCUUUAGUAUCGUAUUUAAGAAAUUUUAACGUAACAAAAGUAAUAUAUUUAAACAAAUUGUCCAAUUCCUAUAUAACGUAAAUUUGUUCCUCUACACUAUAUUAAUUAAAUAAGUUCCGAGCCAAAGCAUGCUAUAUAAAGCGGUUCUCAACUGUCUCCUUCACCUACCUUUUGCACUACACGACUUUCUAAUUCAUUCCCUUCUAAUUCAUUCGUCGUAAAGUAUCACAAUACGCUCGCGUAUAUAUGACUUAUAAUUUUUUAUAUAUAUUGUUUCGUUCACAGACACCUACAGUAAGAGGCGUCACAAACAGGUCACACGUGUAGUGUCCGCAAGGUUUUGUUGAACAAAAAAAAGUUCUUCGAUGUUUUUGUGAGUUUUCUCUCUAUCUAUCUUUAUGAGUUUCCUUUUCCUUUUUCUUUUUUUUCCUACACGUUUGCAAUGCCACGUUUUUUUAAGUUUACUUAACGAAAGAGAAAAUGAAAUCUGUGUUAUUUUUUCUCUGAAAAAAACAAUUGUAGUGUCAUUUUGUCAGUGGUAUAAAAGGAUGUUGAAAGUUUGUUAUAAAAAACACGUUACUGCGUGCAAUAUAUUUAUUGAAUGCGACAAUCUGAGAGUCGAUCAGUAUUAUGAGAGUUGCCAGCUUCCUAACAUUGUUUUUUUUUCAUUUAACAAUUGGCAUAAUUAAUUGCAACGAAGUACCUAUACUAAGAUUGAAAAGCUACUUUUUUUCUUGAUAACUGUUUCAUUUACUUUGUAAAUCAUAAUCAACAAUGUAUGAGAGUUCUUUCGUCUUACAAACUCUUCAUUUUAAUCUUACUUUUACAAGUUUUUGAUAAUGGGAUAGAAAGAAUCCAAUAAUAUCUCUGCUUGUUUUGUAGUUACUGACCAUUCUCUAGUAUAAUUAACACUAUUAGCACUCCAGUAUAAUUAGCAUCAUUAUAUGAUAUUGAUUUUAAGUAAGAACAAACACGAUUGCCAAUAUAUGAAACGAGUAACUUUUCAAUCUUAAACUUAUAUAAUCCAGAAUACAGAACAAAAGUCAUGGUAAUAAUGUAUCAAGCGCAUCUCAUAUCGAACGCAGUUGUACAUCGAACAAAAAAAGAUGAAAAAGAAUGGAUACAGGAAGCCAAGCAUAACGAUAUUAUUUGUACGGUUACCAUGGGACAGCUGGGAACUGCGGCGAGAAAAGUUUGGUCCGGGACCACAUUGUCAUCCUGUUGCCAAACUAACGAGGAAAAAGAAUCGGCAGAUUAAUCGAUAAGCGUAACAAGCGUAAAUUUGUUAAAUGAUUGUAGUUAGCUAGUCGCUAGUGUGUAGCUUAAUUUUUACCAUCUCGACGGAAUACGCCUCCUUUUCAUCUCAGUGCUCGAUGUACAAUAAAUGUCGGCAAAAGUUCCGAUAACAUUACUUAACACACACGUAUAUUUGGCUACUCCCGAGAGAACGAAGGAUGAUAUUACAUUGAUAUUCAUCGCGGCUGCUUUGUAUUUGCGCUCGUAGAUAUUUCCUAGGUUUGGCUGUGACCGUCGAGAAUCAGCUAGAGCGAUGUCAAUUGUUUUUUUGUACCUUCGUCCCUUCCUUCUUCUUCGUUUUGUAUUAUUGUUUCGCGGAGUAGAGCCGACGGAGAGCCUUUAAGAUGUUGCGUGUCUGUUUUUAAAUCUGACAUGCGAUAGUUAUGUCAUAACUAUUGGAUUUAACGGUAACGUUGUGAUAUCUAUAAUACACAAUGCGGUGUUUAAUAAAAACUUUGUAAAAAUAUAUUUAAUCUUAUGAGAAUUGCAUUUUUCAAUUAUAUGCCCUAUUUAAUCCAUUAAGUCAUCCCAACUUGCAUUCAACAAGAAAUACAUAAUUGAUGAAUACCCAUCUAAAUUGAAACCAGCUCGAAGUCAAUU
Messenger RNA from Phymastichus coffea, 6455 nucleotides. RefSeq names its product sodium/hydrogen exchanger 6 (gene Nhe3). Gene Ontology annotation, molecular function: sodium:proton antiporter activity. Bases 266 to 2374 code for a protein of 702 amino acids. Gene Ontology annotation, cellular component: recycling endosome; membrane. The record is from RefSeq and is a predicted model, not a curated record. Gene Ontology annotation, biological process: sodium ion transport; regulation of pH; proton transmembrane transport. The transcript is spliced from 14 exons. Lineage: Eukaryota; Metazoa; Arthropoda; Insecta; Hymenoptera; Eulophidae.